This is a messenger RNA of Ananas comosus (pineapple), 1738 nucleotides long. Its product is annotated as anthocyanidin 3-O-glucosyltransferase 7-like. The transcript is spliced from 2 exons. NCBI's taxonomy places the organism in Eukaryota, Viridiplantae, Streptophyta, Magnoliopsida, Poales, Bromeliaceae. Gene Ontology annotation, molecular function: UDP-glycosyltransferase activity. The record is from RefSeq and is a predicted model, not a curated record. The coding region runs from base 219 to 1637 and encodes 472 amino acids.
AUGGAAUUAAAAUUUAAUGUUGGAGUCGGAGGUAGCUCACUUCACGUGCAGUUGGUUGCUAAAGUGAGGCGCAGGCGCACCGAACGGUCCGAGAACACAAACCCUAAAAAUGGGCGGCGCGUCGCGAGCCCACUCGAAGACACUAUAACACCACCACCACCUCCUCCUCCUCCUCUCCUGCGCCCAAAACCCUAGAAAUUGCAACCCUCCCCCCUAAAAUGGGCUCGGCCUCCGCCGACGACGACCGGCGCCGCCCCCACGUGGCGCUCGUGGCCUUCCCCUUCGGCACGCACGCGGCGCCGCUCCUCGCCCUCGCCCGCGCCCUCGCCUCCUCCCGCUCCGGCGCCGCCGCCGCCGCCACGUUCUCCUUCCUCGGCACGGCGCGCUCCCUCGCCUCGCUCCGCGGCGGCUGCGACCAGGUCCCCGACCUCCGCGUCGUCGCCAUCCCCGAGGGGGGGGAGGGGGAGGGGGACGGAGAGGAGGAGGAGAUGCGGCAGAUCGGGAGGUUCGCGGCGGCGGCGGAGGCGGGGGGGAUAAGGGAGGGGCUGAGAGCGGCGGCGGCGGCGGCGGCGGCGGAGGUGAGCUGCGUGGUGAGCGACGCGUUCGUGUGGGCGGCGGGGGACGCGGCGGAGGAGAUCGGGGCGCCGUGGGUCCCGCUCUGGACCGGCGGGCCCCACAGCCUCGCCACGCACCUCCGCGGAGAUCUCCUUCGCAGCACGUUCGGCUUAGGACCCCAAGCAAUGGAAGAUCACGGCGACGACCCUCUCGACUUCGUCCCGGGCCUUUCCGGCCACCACCGCGUGCGCGACCUCCCCGAAGGGAUCAUCUUCGGCCCCCUUGACGACCCAAUCGCUGUCAUCCUCAGCUGCAUGGCCGAUCGCCUCCUCCGCCGCCCGCCCACUGCUGCCGCCCUCGUCCUCAACACGUUCCUUGGCUUCGAUCCGACCGCCGACGCUGCUUUCGCCUCCGAAUUUGAUCACUACCUCCCCGUCGGCCCCCUCCACCUCCUCGCUGAUCCCCCGCACCCUCUCGCCGAUCCCGACCCGAGCAACUGCCUCUCCUGGCUCGACCAACACCCUCCCGCCUCCGCCGCCUACGUCGGCUUCGGUACUGUCGCGAUGCCUCCGCCCGCAGAGCUCGCCGCCCUUGCCAAAGGUCUAGAAUUGAGCCGAGCUCCGUUUGUGUGGUCACUGAAGGAGAGCGCGCAAGAGCUUCUGCCUCCCGGGUUUUCGGACCGGGUGCGGGCAAACGGGACCGGGCUGGUGGUGAGCUGGGCCCCGCAGAAGGCAGUGCUGGGGCACGCGGUGGUCGGAGCAUUCGUGAGCCACUGCGGGUGGAACUCGGUGCUCGAGAGCGUCGCUGCGGGGGUGCCAAUGGUGUGCCGGCCCAUCUUCGGGGACCAGCGGAUGAACGCGAGGGCGGUGGAGAGCGUGUGGGGGAUCGGAGUCGCGCUGCGCGGCGGCAUUGCUGCCGAGGAGGUGGUGGCGGGGGCGCUGGACGUGGUUUUGAGGGGGGAGGAGGGGAGGAGGAUGAGGGAGCGGGCCCGGGAGAUCAAGGCUAAGGCCGCGGCGGCGACGGGGGUCGGAGGGAGUUCGUCGGAGAAUCUUAAGAAAUUGUUGAAGCUUGUUUGUGGUUAGGAUUAGGGUGAAAGCUUAUAUAUACCAUGCAUGCAUGGCUUAUCCCGUUACUACGUACUACGUAUGAUAUUAAUAAUAAACAUUACUAUAUUUUGCUAAAA